CCCCUAAAAAAAAAGAUUAACCCGUAACCCUGUUCUUCUCACGCUCGCCGCAACUACCACUUCCCAUCAAAAACCCUAGCCGGCCAGCCCACAUCUCUCUCUCUCUCCCACACACGCUAGCCCAUCCCCAGAUUCCUCCCCAGCGCACCACCUCGCCGCAGCGGAGCCGAGCCCGAUGCCGCCCAAGGCGUCGAAGAAGGACGCCGAGCCGGCGGAGCGCCCCAUCCUCGGCCGCUUCUCCUCCCACCUCAAGAUCGGAAUCGUCGGGUUACCCAAUGUUGGCAAAUCAACUUUCUUCAACAUAGUAACGAAGUUGUCCAUUCCGGCCGAGAACUUCCCAUUCUGUACCAUUGAACCAAAUGAGGCACGGGUGCAUGUUCCGGACGAACGAUUUGACUGGCUUUGCCAACUUUUCAAGCCAAAGAGUGAGGUGGCUGCAUAUCUGGAAAUCAACGACAUAGCCGGUCUUGUUAGAGGAGCAAGUGCAGGGGAGGGUCUGGGCAAUGCCUUCUUAUCCCAUAUACGUGCUGUUGAUGGAAUCUUUCAUGUCUUGAGAGCAUUUGAAGACAAGGAAAUCACUCAUAUUGAUGAUACAGUUGAUCCUGUUCGUGAUUUGGAAACUAUUAGUCACGAACUGAGGCUCAAGGAUAUAGAGUUUGUGCAGGCUAAAAUUGAUGACCUUGAGAAGUCAAUGAAGAGGAGCAAUGACAAGCAACUUAAGAUAGACCAUGAAUUAUGUCAGAGGAUCAUGGCACAUCUCCAAGACGGGAAAGAUGUACGUUUAGGGGAAUGGAAAGCUGCUGAAAUUGAGAUCUUGAAUACCUUUCAGCUGCUUACUGCCAAGCCCGUUGUUUAUUUGGUGAACAUGAGUGAAAAGGACUACCUGAGGAAAAAGAACAAGUUCCUACCAAAGAUACAUGCUUGGGUGCAAGAACAUGGUGGUGAAACUAUUAUUCCUUUCAGCUGUGCAUUUGAACAGAAACUAGUGGAUAUGCCAGGAGAUGAAGCUGCCAAAUAUUGUGCCGAAAACCAGACGAUAAGUUUGAUCCCCAAAAUCAUCAAGACUGGUUUUGCAGCAAUUCAUCUCAUAUACUUCUUCACUGCUGGUCAUGGCGAGGUGAAGUGCUGGCAGAUCAGACGUCAAAGUAAAGCUCCGCAAGCUGCUGGUGCAAUUCACACUGAUUUUGAAAGAGGCUUCAUAUGUGCCGAGGUAAUGAAGUUUGAAGAUCUAAAAGAGCUGGGCAGUGAAUCUGCUGUAAAGGCUGCUGGGAAGUACAGGCAGGAAGGGAAAACAUACGUGGUGCAGGAUGGAGACAUCAUCUUCUUCAAGUUCAAUGUUUCUGGAGGUGGAAAGAAGUGAUGAAUUCAUCACAGGGUCGUGUAUUUUAGCAUUUUCGAGUUCACCCAGGUACUAUCAGUACUGAUUGCAGACUGUGCGGGAAGGGUAUAAGCACCAACUGGAAGGGAGGAAUAUAUAAAUUUUCGUUCACUCUGCUUUUGAAAGUACUCCUCGAUGUUAUGAAGUCAUGUGUGCCAACUGCCAAGUGUACACCUGAACGAUGUUUGAGGCCUCUAUCGGAAAACUGGAAGUUGUAACUUGUGACUGGAUGAGUUUGUCGUAAUUAGGGUGCGAAGUUAUUUGUUAUGCAA
Molecule: messenger RNA, 1650 nt
Organism: Hordeum vulgare subsp. vulgare (domesticated barley)
Lineage: Eukaryota; Viridiplantae; Streptophyta; Magnoliopsida; Poales; Poaceae
Product: obg-like ATPase 1
Exons: 12
Coding region: 176-1360 (394 amino acids)
Cellular component (GO): cytoplasm
Molecular function (GO): ATP binding; GTP binding; ATP hydrolysis activity
Source: RefSeq, a predicted model, not a curated record